This is a messenger RNA of Oppiella nova, 1010 nucleotides long. Lineage: Eukaryota; Metazoa; Arthropoda; Arachnida; Sarcoptiformes; Oppiidae. The record is from the annotation of a GenBank genome assembly.
UCUGUAAAGUUGUCUCUUAUAGAAAGUUAUUGUAGUUUUCAAUACAAUCUGAGAAAACGUUUACAACAAAUUCAAAAAUCAAUUAAAGUCUUGUGGAAAUCAUAAUGUUAUCGCCUUCUAGUCAUCCAAACAGCACUUCUGCAUCAGAAUCGGAGACUCUGUCGCCGACAAACAUGACUACAUCCAAGUCCUCCGCUUCCAACUUCUGUAUCGAUGCCCUGUUGGCCAGAGAGGACCACAUACUUAAAAGUCCUCAAUCGACGGCAUCCCUGAGCUCUAGUUCGAGGGCAUCGCCGCCUAUGAGUCCCGAUGACGUGCACUCGUCCUCUAGUCCUAUGUCAAGUCCGGCGCUAAUCAACGGCACAACACAUAGCGGUUCGCGCGGAACACCCGCUGAUAACGACCACAUGAGGGCUAUGGAGAUGAGGACACCUCCUAUGUCCCCUCUCUGGUCUCCCCGUUCAUCAAACCUCCAGAUGUGCUCAUCACUAGCUUCUGGUGUCCACUCUCAUCACAACAACGCCGCGGCCGCCGCUAUGUCCUCACUAUUCUCAUCGGCCAACCCAUCAGGACAUCCAUUAUAUGCCGCAAUGUAUAACCAAACACACGGUUCUCAUGCAAUGGUUAACGGCCCCAACGGGUCCUCUGCCGGCAUUCCUCUCAUCCAUAGCAGCGCUUUUCACUCACCCUUUCAUGACAUGAAAGGCCAUACAGGAAGUGGAGGUGGACUACCCAUUGAUUGGUUAGCCCGCGCCGGACUCCUCUAUCACCGCUCCUCUGUUGGACAUCUUAUAGGUCCGGCUCAGGCGGCUGUCAUCGGCAAAACGAGACGCCCGAGGACUGCAUUCACGAGCCAACAGCUCCUGGAGCUCGAGAACCAGUUCCGGAUGAAUAAGUACUUGUCUCGACCCAAACGCUUCGAAGUCGCCACUAAUCUAAUGCUCACCGAAACACAGGUAACCAACCAUUCAUUCAAAUUAUCUUUGAGUUUCUCAUUUUAUUUCUUUUAA